This is a messenger RNA of Meloidogyne enterolobii, 309 nucleotides long. The record is from the annotation of a GenBank genome assembly. Lineage: Eukaryota; Metazoa; Nematoda; Chromadorea; Rhabditida; Meloidogynidae.
AUGGCUGUGGGAAAAGGGGUCUCUGAAAAAGGAUAUAUACCAAAUUGGGGGGAUGAAAUAUUAACAGUCGAUAAAGUUAAAGAAGAAUCUAGACCCGUAAAAUACAAAUUGCGCGAUGGUAAAGGUGAAAAAUUUAAAGGUUCAUUCUAUAGUGAAGAACUUUCAAAAGUUCGCAAGGAUGCUGACACAGAAUAUCGGAUUGAAAAAGUUUUUAGGAAAAGGAAAACACCGGAAGGAACAUACGAACUCUUGGUCAAAUUUAUUGGAUACCCGGAAAAAGAAUGGAUACAAGAAAAUCAAUUAGUAUAA